Molecule: messenger RNA, 2008 nt
Organism: Pollicipes pollicipes
Lineage: Eukaryota; Metazoa; Arthropoda; Thecostraca; Pollicipedomorpha; Pollicipedidae
Product: sorting nexin-14
Exons: 2
Biological process (GO): autophagosome maturation
Cellular component (GO): late endosome
Molecular function (GO): phosphatidylinositol binding
Source: RefSeq, a predicted model, not a curated record
GCGCUGCUGCGCGAGCUGCUGGCACGCACCCUGCUGCUGCCUCUGCUGGACCUGGUGGCUGACCCGGACACGGUCAACCAGCUGUUGCUGCUGCUGUUCUCGCCGGAGCCGCUGGAGCCGUGCCCGGCCGACAGCUCGCCGCCGGUGGAGCUGCUGCGCGCUUGGACGCUGGCCGGCCGGCCGCGGCCCAGUUCGGCGCUGGCCGUCGACCUCUCGGGCGUGCUCAAGUCGGCCGAUCUGCUGUACGCGCUGAUGCAGUGUCUGAAGGAGCGUGGCGAUCUGCACCUGGUGCAGUUCUGCCUGGCCGUCGAGGAGUUCAACCAGCGCAUGCUGAACCCGGAGCUCAGCGACGAGCAGCUGCGAAACCUGUACACGGAGGCGUCGCACAUCUACAACUCCUUCUUGCGGCCGGAGUCGCCCGACUUCGUGGGCGCCGACGCCGCCGUCUGCGCGCAGGUGCACGAAGUGCUGUGCGGCCGCGUCGAGGAUGUCACGCGCCUGCGUCGCAUGAAGGCGCUCUUCGAGGCAUACGAACAGGCGUACAACCGGCUGGAACAGGAGUGCAUGAUAGACUUCCUGAGCAGCGGCCACUACCUGCGCCACGUGUGCCGGCGGCAGUCGGCCGGCGCAGGCGCGGCCGGGCGCAGCCGCGUGUUCCGGUCGGUGACGGCUGUGGCGCGGUGGGGCCGCCGGCUGCGCGACGCGCUGCGACCGAGCGCUGUCGACGGCCGCCCGGACGAGCAGUUCGAGCUGGGCGAGGAGUUCGUGCCGGAUGAGGACGAGGACGAGCUGGGCGCGGAGCCGAGCGCCGCCACCGCCUGCGAUCUGUCCGCGUGGACGAUCGCCAUCCCGCGCGUGUCGAUGGCGCCCGACUUCAGCGGCAAGCAAACGAUCGUGUUUGUGCUGGAGGUGAGCCGGCCGGAGCCGGGCGGCGAGCGCGACGCCCACCAGUGGCAGAUGGCGCGCAAGCUCAACGAGUUCUACGUGUUGGAGAAGAAGUUGAUGGAGUUUCACGGCGACCUGGGCGACGUGCGGCUGCCGCUCAAACAGAACCUGGUGUCGGCCAGCUUCUAUACGCAGGACUUCCUCGACUGCCGCAAGGAGAUGUUCGUCUCGUUCCUCCGCCGGCUGGUGCAGGUGCCCGGCCUCAACAGCUCCCAGCUCGUGUGCGCCUUCCUCUCCUCCGACCAGAUGUUCGUCGACGACUUCCAGCAGGACAUCAACAUCGGCCGCAUGAUCCGCACGGUGCCGCGCAAGUUCCGCAAGGAGCGCGGCCAGAACCUGGACGCCUUCCUGGCGGCGUUCGUGGCGUCGACCGAGCCGCCGGCGCCGACGCCGCUGGCGCUGGCGCUCGGCGCCCAUUUUGAGGACGGUACGCGAGCGCUCUUCUCCUGCCUGCAGCUGCCGCAGCUCAACAAGCAGCUGGCGUACGUGUUGUUGGACCGGAUCGUGCUCGAGCUAUUCCCAGAACUGGCCGAGGAGCCUGAGGCGCCGCCGUGAGGUGGUCCGCGCGGCGGAGGUGGCCGUGGCAGGUCCGCCCAGUGGUGGCGGCCGUGGCGGGAGGUUCGCCCUGCGGGGGGUAGCUGAGAGGAGGUCCGCCCUGCGGGGGGUAGCUGAGAGGAAGUCCGCCCGGUGGAGGUAGCCGUGGGAAGGUCGGCCGGCAGGCUCUGGCCUCAGAGCGUGUUGACCAACGACGGCGUUCCAUUAAGACAGUGAUCCCAAUCGCACAUAUCACAGCUAUUUGUUUUGUUUAUUUGAAUCGUAAUAGCAAGCAGUUGAUGUUUCCUGGCUGUUAUAUCUCAGUUAUAUUCGCCGAUUGUCCGUCAUGGUUUCCGUUUUACGACGGGACUGUGCACACCUGUUCCACUGUGGUAUCGAGAUGCUUUAUUCGCCCAGUUUAUACCUAGCGUGUAUUCCACGUGUAUCUGACGACGGACACACGUGGUCCUAUCUCCUAUGUUUCGCCGUGGUAUCCGCGUCGAGGGAAUAUACCCUGAUUUUAUUGGAA